AAAAAAAUAAUGGAGAUCUCUGCAUUUACUCUCUCUCCCUCGACGCCAUUUCUCAAUACCAAAAAAUUUACAAACCGGAGCUCCUACCUUAAAUUCAAUCCGAUUUCGCUCUCUUCAUCGAAUAGAUCGCUUGAUCUCAACCCCAUCCAUGGCCACUCUGAUUUGGCCGCUCAUAGAUCGUCUCCAAUUUGUUCCUCUUCGCGUUUCAGCACCUGGAUAUCUGCUCGACCUUUCGUCUCCGAUCGGUGGAAGCGGGAUUUUCGGGUGGAAGCUACGUCGAUUCCCAAAAAUGCUGACGAGAGCUCGAAAUCGAGCAGUUUGAUCCAAACGUUGGAGAUUGCGCUUAUGUUUGGCCUCUGGACUCUUUUCAACAUCUACUUCAACAUUUAUAACAAACAGGUUCUGAAGGUUUAUCCGUUCCCAGUAACUGUCUCCACCUUUCAAUUCUUUACAGGGACUGUGCUUGUCAUUUUAAUGUGGGCAUUUAAUCUCUAUAAGAGACCAAAAGUUAGUCGUUCGCAGCUUGUAGCAAUCAUACCGUUGGCCUUAGUGCACUCAUUGGGAAACCUAUUCACCAACAUGAGUCUUGGAAAAGUUGCUGUUUCUUUUACGCACACAAUCAAAGCUAUGGAGCCAUUUUUCUCAGUUCUGCUCUCUCUCUUGUUUCUUGGGGAGACGCCCACUGUCUGGGUUGUGGGUUCCCUUGUACCAAUUGUUGGUGGUGUAGCAUUGGCAUCUCUAACAGAAGCCUCUUUUAAUUGGGCUGGGUUUUGGAGUGCAAUGGCUUCCAACCUGACUAACCAGUCACGUAAUGUCCUCAGCAAAAAGGUCAUGGUUAAGAAAGAGGAAUCCAUUGACAAUAUCACUCUUUUCUCAAUAAUAACGAUCAUGUCAUUUAUCAUGUGUCUCCCUCUGACUCUCUUCAUGGAAGGUGUCAAGUUUACUCCUGCAUACAUGCAAGCUGCUGGCUUGAAUGUUAAAGAAGUAUGCCUGAGGUCUCUACUUGCUGCUCUCUGUUACCAUGCUUAUCAACAGGUUUCUUACAUGAUAUUACAGAGGGUGUCCCCUGUUACACACUCUGUGGGCAACUGUGUGAAGCGGGUAGUGGUCAUUGUGACCUCAGUUCUCUUCUUCCAGACUCCGGUCUCUCCCAUCAAUUCCCUUGGAACUGGUGUGGCUCUUGCAGGAGUAUUCUUGUACUCUAGGGUCAAGCGGAUAAAACCAAAGCCCAAAGUAGCAUAAGUUAUAGGAGAGAGUAUCUGUAACUACUACAAUCAGGGAACAAAAUCUUCUAUCAUAGUUAGUAUUUAAGUUUAGCUGGGUCAUGUAGAAGAAUGUUUGUCUUGUCAUAGCUUUUUAUUCUUUCUCCGCUUCUCUCAAAAUUUUCUGUACAGGGCUGGAUUUGGAGCCAAAAAGAUUCUUCUCUAAUUUCAGUUCUUGAUUAGUUGUAUUGACUGAAGCAAGAGAUGAUCUACCGAUGA
Molecule: messenger RNA, 1481 nt
Organism: Telopea speciosissima
Lineage: Eukaryota; Viridiplantae; Streptophyta; Magnoliopsida; Proteales; Proteaceae
Product: triose phosphate/phosphate translocator, non-green plastid, chloroplastic-like
Exons: 9
Coding region: 10-1242 (410 amino acids)
Biological process (GO): transmembrane transport
Cellular component (GO): membrane; Golgi apparatus
Molecular function (GO): antiporter activity
Source: RefSeq, a predicted model, not a curated record